UUAGCUAUGCCCCUUGCAUUUGCUAUCGGGUUGGGGGUUCAGGGAUGUUCCGAAAUGGUUUCAACUCGAUUGGCCACGGAAACUCAAAGAAUGUGAUGUCUGACAGGUGCUUCAAGUGUAAACUAAGAUUGCCGUUAGAGUUGGUGGGAACGAUGCCGAGAGGGAAAAACUGCUAAUGAAUAUACAUAGAUUCGUAGAGCUGGUGCACUAUAAAUGCUCAUGGCGGUGAGUUCUUCUUUUGGUCCUUUGGUAGGGUGGUCCAUGCAUGGUGGUGGAGCAAACCGGCCACUGUGUUAGGAAGGGCCUGGUUCAUCAAAUUAUACAUUCAAGUGAGAAUGGGGACAUGGUAGAGUUACACAAGCAUCUCCAUCCUAAGCUAAUGUUAGGAAUACCAUUGUUGGAAGGGACCAACCCAGCCUCAUGUUUCCCUCGCAUUGCUAUUGGUUAUGAAGUGGUCUGCUGUAAUUAUAUCUGGAGUGAGGUUUCUGCUGCUGAUAUAUUUGUUUCAGAAUUUCAAGAUGAUUUGCUCAACCAGUAUGCAGGAUUGCAGUAUAGGAAUAAGGUAUUAGCCUCCGAAGGAGCUAAGGAAACCCUUGAGAUUCUAUCAGAUUAUCUUUGAAGAGAACCAUCAAUUCAGUCAUUUGUUGAAUGCAAAAGCAAGAAUAAUUUGUAAAAUGGCAUUUUACUUUAUUGUGGAACAAAUAUUAUUCUAGAACCAUAUGUUAUGCUCAUAUAUGUGUGCUAGGAUAAAAGAAGUUUUGCACAUAGUAUUUUCAAUUUAUUGUUUUGAAAGUAUUAUUUUGCAAAUAUUUGCUCAUCUUUUCAUGGGCAUUGAGUAAAAGAAAAUCACUACAAA
Molecule: messenger RNA, 856 nt
Organism: Elaeis guineensis (African oil palm)
Lineage: Eukaryota; Viridiplantae; Streptophyta; Magnoliopsida; Arecales; Arecaceae
Source: RefSeq, a predicted model, not a curated record